AUGAUAUAUUUCCAUGGAUUGCGAGUCCAAGGAAUUCGUGUGGGAAACGCAGAGGUUCCAAACCAGAAGCCACUCAAAACCGGUCUGCAAGAAGUUUAUGGAAUCGGUCGGCGUAAGUCUCACCAGGUUCUCUGUGGGCUCGGCAUCACUAACAAACUUGCCAGAGACUUGACCGGUAAAGAGCUCAUUGACCUCCGUGAAGAAGUUGGGAUGCACCAACAUGGUGAUGAAUUGAGGAGGCGUGUUGGAUCGGAAAUACAGAGACUGGUGGAAGUAGACUGCUACAGAGGAAGUAGACAUAGACAUGGAAUGCCUUGCAGAGGACAAAGGACCAAAACCAACGCUCGUACUAAAAAGGGCAAGAGAGUUGCAAUUGCAGGAAAGAAGAAAGCUCCUCGCAAAGGAAGAUGA
Molecule: messenger RNA, 411 nt
Organism: Thlaspi arvense
Lineage: Eukaryota; Viridiplantae; Streptophyta; Magnoliopsida; Brassicales; Brassicaceae
Source: the annotation of a GenBank genome assembly